UAAGAUGUUGGGAAUGGGCCACAAGAAAAGGCCGAAUGACAAUUAAGCUUCACAUCACACACAGAGAGAAGAAGAAGAUGAAGUUGUGGUGGACCAACAAUUCUAUUGAUUCAUAGAAACGUGCUUCUUCCUUCUAAUUCCAAUUCAGUAAGAUUCAUACACACUGUUUGUUACUCUCUCCUCUUCAUUCUCUAUUGUCGGUGUUUGGGUUUUUCACUUCAGAUUUCAAAUCCAAGCUAAAAACAAUGGCAGAUGUUUCCGAUAAGUUGGCUUAUUUCCAAGCGAUCACCGGUUUAGAAGAUCCCGACCUCUGCUCCGAGAUCCUCGCCGCUCACGAUUGGGACCUCGAACUCGCCAUCUCUUCUUUCACUUCCACUUCGAAUCCAACCACCGACACCACCACCCAUCGCGGUGGCGAUAAUAAUUUUCAAUCAUCAUCUCAAUCAGAACCGCCUCUCCCUCCACCUCCUCCCGGAUUGGCUUGGAAGCUAAUCAAAUUACCAGUCUCUGUCAUUUCCGGAAGUCUAGGGUUAAUUACUGGCGCAAUUGGGUUGGGAUUAUGGGCCGCUGGUGGUGUCCUAUCUUAUUCCUUGGGCUUCAUGGGUUUGGGCUCGGGCCCAUCCUCUUCAGCAUCAGCGCCGUUGGUUUCGGUAUCGGCGGCGACUACCGAAGCUAUGGAUUUCGUUGCGGCUUUCGAGAGGGAUUAUGGAAACACGACGAAGCCUAAUUUCGUGAGCGAGGGUUUCAUGGACGCGCUUCAGCGGUCUAGGAAUUCGUUUAAGCUUCUGUUUGUUUACUUGCAUUCGCCUGAUCAUCCUGAUACACCGUCGUUUUGUCGGAGGACGCUUUGUUCUGAGACUUUUGUUGAAUUUGUUAAUCAGAACUUUGUUUGCUGGGGUGGUAGUAUUCGUGCUAGUGAAGGAUUCAAGAUGAGUAAUAGUUUGAAGGCUUCGAGGUUUCCGUUUUGUGCUCUUGUUAUGGCUGCUACUAAUCAGAGAAUUGCACUACUUCAACAGGUUGAAGGUCCAAAAUCCCCCGAGGAGAUGUUAGUGACACUUCAGAGAGUGCUUGAAGAAAGUUCCCCAGUUCUUGUUGCAGCAAGGCUUGAUGCAGAAGAAAGAAGAAAUAAUAUGCGCUUAAGGGAGGAGCAAGAUGCUGCAUACAGGGCUGCACUUGAAGCUGAUCAAGCUAGGGAAAGGCAGAGAAGAGAAGAAGAAGAACGCCUCGCAAGGGAAGCUGCCGAAGCUGAGAGAAAGCGCAAGGAAGAAGAGGAGGCUCGUGAAAGGGCAGCACAGGAAGCUGCAGAGAAACAAGCAGCAUUAGCAAAAUUACGUCAAGAGAAAGCUCAGUCUCUUGGUGAAGAACCUGAAAAAGGACCUAAUGUUACACAGGUUUUGGUACGGUUUCCAAAUGGUGUACGCAAGGAAAGGAGGUUCAACAGCACAGUGACAAUUCAAUCUUUGUAUGACUACGUUGAUUCGUUGGACUGUUUAGAAGCCGAGAGUUACAGCCUAGUCUCUAACUUUCCUCGGGUGGUUUAUGGACAAGAAAAACUGACACUGUCAUUAAAGGAAGCAGGAUUGCAUCCUCAGGCCAGCCUGUUUGUGGAGCUCAGUUCAUGAGGAUAGAACAUGCCAAAUAAUCUUUUGAAUAUAUGAAGAUGUUACCUGCAGAUAGAGGACUCUGUGAUGUUUCACUUUUCUGUUAAAAGAAAAUAGACUUGAUGAAUUUUAUACUGUUAGAUGUAAUAGAUUGUUGUGGUUAUUGUAGUUUCUUGUUUAUCUUAUUUUCCAUUGAAUCAAGGAUAUAGCUAUUACAUGGAGAUGAUUUAGUAUAUUGAUACAUAAUAUAUUUUGUUUCCGACAUAAAA
This is a messenger RNA of Cicer arietinum (chickpea), 1870 nucleotides long. Its product is annotated as plant UBX domain-containing protein 10. Gene Ontology annotation, biological process: ERAD pathway. The record is from RefSeq and is a predicted model, not a curated record. Gene Ontology annotation, cellular component: endoplasmic reticulum. NCBI's taxonomy places the organism in Eukaryota, Viridiplantae, Streptophyta, Magnoliopsida, Fabales, Fabaceae. Gene Ontology annotation, molecular function: ubiquitin binding.